UCACGAAAAAAAAGUAAAUGUGCUUUGCGCUUCGGCUGUGUUUUUCCGUUGUUUUUCCCGGGAAGAAGUUUCAAAAUUGUGAAAAAUUUUAGUAAUUUCUAUUUCGAACUACAAUGACUUUUGAACAAACCACAAUACAACACACAAUCGAUGGAAACGUCUGUCGAUUACAAAUUGUGGCGAUAGUCCAAAAACGCGCUGUUAUUGGCGAGGGAGAUGGCGACGCCAAACGAUGCAUCUCGGCAAAUCGACGCAAUUGUGACAUUUUCGUAGAGGAUCACAACUUUUAUAUUUAUGCAGAUACGCGUCUGCACCGUUUCUAUUUAUCGGAGCGACAAUUCGAUACCAAAGAUAUGAAAAAUCUGAUAAUCAAUUUCAAUACCAAAACGGGUAGCUACGAAGUCAAUUUGCCCUGCUUACCACGUAACAAUGAAGAGCAAAAAGCGCUUCCAGAAAAAAGUGAUAUGGAGAAAAAGAUAUCGGAUAACGCGCUAUUUCCCGCAAUCGAGUUGUGGAAAUUAAAACGCAUUACAGAUAGCUGCCAACUACAAAUCGACAAUGGUGGUGAACUAUUAAAAUUUGAAGCAGAUUUUGGUUAUGGUUUUGCAGGAAGAUUCAAAAAGAAUCUGAUUGGAGUUGAUGACAUGUCUGCUGUAGCGCGUAUGCCCGAACCGCAUACGGUUAGUCCUCUGCAACGUACCAUAGAUCGCGAAAUAGACGAACUUAAGAAUUUCUCACGGGACCAGUACAAAUUGAAUUUUGUUGAGUUGCAGGUGCCCGAAGGACAUGAGAAUCCAAUGAAAUAUAUCAACAACUUCGGAGAUUCCAUAUUAACCCGCGACGAAGAGUGUCUGCUGCACAAUUUGACCCGGAAGUCACAAGAACAUACACUGUCCUAUAACUACGAACAGACUGAGGUCGACUGUGGCCUUAUAAGCAUACUAUUGGCCAUUUGCUAUGACAUACGUUGCACAUCAAAUGAGCCAACCUGCGAGAGUGCUUGGACACGUAACAUACUCUCAGCUACGCUCAGCUACUUUGAACCUUUCGAAAGCAUCAAAGAUGUUGUAGUUAGUUUCCUGCGACGUUCGCUCAUUUAUCCACUCUAUCGGAAUUAUGAUUUAGGGCGCAUAUGCGUGCAGGACGCAAUUGAUGGUUUGCAAAAAAAUCCAGCGUGGGUAUUGAAACAGUUGUUGCAAACACAUGCAAUUUUCGCCAGCAGCGAUUGCUAUCAAGAAAUUUUCAAUCGCUACUAUAUUGAGGAUUAUAUACGGUAUGUCGCGGAUAAUAAUAGCAGUGGACAGAUGCAUUUACGAUUGCUGGCGCGCAACUUGAAAAACGUCCUACUAGAUGUUUGCAAGAAGCAUUUACGUUUAGAUUUGGGAGAAAUUGAGACUGAGUUGUUGAAGGAAUUAAUUACGGACAUACAUUUGGGUGACAGCUCGGCCAGUGAAGAGGAAGAAGGCGACGACGAUACAGAAGAUGAUGGUGAUGAUGAAGACGAUGAGGAUGUUGACGAUGACGAUGUCAACGAUGAGGGCGGUACGGAGAGUGGCGAGGAUGCUAGUGACUCGUCGUCGACAACAACGGCGUCAUCUUCCUCCACGAGUGAUACGGAACAGAAUAGUGUUAUCGAGCAGUGCAAGGAGGUUGUGAAUGUUUCGAAAACUUAAAUAUUAGUUAUAGCAGAGUUCCAAUCCGUAUAUGUGGUUUUAUUUCUUAUAUAUGUAUGCAUGUAUUCCACAAAAGUACAUGGUUUAUAUUUUUUUAAAUCAGUUUUAAAUUAAUACAUACAUAAGUGAGGCUUAUAAAUCAAAUGGCAUUUCCAUUGUAUAUACGUAUAAAUAAAUGCUUUGCAUUUUAAAUGAACUUGGUAAUAAAAGGCUGUAUUUCACUUAAAAUUAA
Molecule: messenger RNA, 1905 nt
Organism: Rhagoletis pomonella (apple maggot)
Lineage: Eukaryota; Metazoa; Arthropoda; Insecta; Diptera; Tephritidae
Product: protein SHQ1 homolog
Exons: 5
Coding region: 114-1673 (519 amino acids)
Biological process (GO): box H/ACA snoRNP assembly
Cellular component (GO): cytoplasm; nucleoplasm
Source: RefSeq, a predicted model, not a curated record